Molecule: messenger RNA, 453 nt
Organism: Amaranthus tricolor (Joseph's coat)
Lineage: Eukaryota; Viridiplantae; Streptophyta; Magnoliopsida; Caryophyllales; Amaranthaceae
Product: zinc finger BED domain-containing protein RICESLEEPER 2-like
Exons: 2
Coding region: 1-453 (150 amino acids)
Source: RefSeq, a predicted model, not a curated record
AUGACGAUGUUUAAAGAAGAAAAACCUGUUCUACAGAAAUUGCUCGAGCAUAAUGAAAGUAGAAUUGCAAUCACUACUGAUAUGUGGACUGCAACCAACCAGAAGUUUUGCUAUGUGCCAUGUCCUCAUAUUGAAGGUGUUAUUGUAAAGGUAUUGAUGGAUUGUUUGUCUCAAUAUUGUUUAGAAAAUAAAAUAUCUACUGUUGUUGUUGAUAAUGCCACUACUAAUGAUGCAAUGAUGAAGAUUUUAAUGGAUAAGUUUGAGAAAAGGUCUUUGAUGCUUAAGGGUGAUCUUUUACAUUUGCGUUGUAGUGCUCACAUAUUGAGCCUAAUAGUUCAAGAUGGAUUAGGGGUUAUUAGUUCUGCAAUUGAAAAAGUUCGUGAUUGUGUGUCUUUUUGGAUCCCAACUCCUAAAAGAAUUGAAAAUUUUGAGGCUUGUCGUUUUUUGGACUAA